GAGGCAUUCGCUGGUUUCUGGACAGCCAUGGAGAAACUGAAGAUUCUGCUUGCUGUUGUCUUUUCCGUGGGAACGACCUCAGCAGCCUCUCUGGGUGUGGUACAAACAGAAGGAGGCGGUGUUCAGGGACAAAAUAUCCCCCUCGGCCUUUUCCGCUCCGUGGAUGUUUUCAAAGGAAUUCCUUUUGUCGCCAAGCCUGGCACAUUUGAGAAAGCCAAACCUCACCCUGGCUGGGAUGGUAUACUGAAGGCAACAAAGUUUGCUACAAGAUGUCUCCAGAUCAGCAUGCUCCAGACUUCAAGUUUUGGAAGUGAAGACUGCCUGUACCUCAACAUCUGGGUUCCUCACGGCCGACAUGUGUCAUCAGGUCUCCCCGUCAUGAUUUGGUUCUAUGGAGGAGGCUUCGUGGUCGGUGGUUCAAUGGGGCCCAAUUUUCUCAACAACUAUCUGUACAGCGGUCAGCAAAUUGCAGACAAGGGCGAAGUGAUUGUGGUGUCUGUGGGAUACCGUGUGGGCCCCCUGGGCUUCCUCAGUACAGGGGACUCCCGCUUACCUGGAAACUACGGACUGUGGGACCAGCACGCCGCCAUCGCCUGGGUGAACAGGAACAUCCGCUCGUUCGGAGGAGACCCCGACAACAUCACCCUCUUUGGAGAGUCUGCAGGCGGAGCUAGUGUCAGCUUCCAAACUCUCUCCCCCCACAACAAAGGGCUGUUCAAGAGAGCCAUCUCCCAGAGCGGUGUUGCCUUCUGCCCCUGGGCUCUGAACAGGAACCCCAGCAAGUUUGCAGAGAAGGUUGCUGAGAAUGUCGGCUGCCCCACUGAUGACCGGAUGGUGACCUGUCUGAAAUCAACUGAUGCUAGGACUCUGACCAUGGGUGCUCCCCGCAUUGAACUGGGUUCCCCGGACUAUCCCGCUGUCACAGACCUGCUUCUGUCUCCUGUCGUUGACGGAGACUUCCUCCCUGAUCAGCCUGCCAACUUGUUCCACAACGCUGCUGAGAUCGACUACCUGACAGGGGUCAAUAACAUGGACGGACACCUCUUCUCCUCAAAGGACAUUCCUUCCUUUAAUGACAAGAAUAAAGAGACUCCCGUAGAAGAUGUAAAGAGGCUCCUCGCUGCUUAUACCAAAGAGAUGGGGCCAACUGCUUCAGAGAUUGCCUUUGCUGAAUAUUCGUCCAACUGGGGACCAACACCCAGCCAGGAAAGCAUCAGGAGAGCUGCUGUGGACAUUGGGACUGACUACAUCUUUCUGGUUCCUAUACAGACUGCCAUCUACCUGCACGCAGCUAACGCCAGGUCUGGCAGUACCUACUCCUAUCUGAUGUCUGAGCCCAGUUUACUUGCCGGUCCAGGCAGACCCUACCAUGACUGGGUGGGAGCCGACCACGCUGAUGACCUGCAGUAUGUCUUUGGCAAACCCUUCACCACGCCAAAGGCUUAUGGGGACAGACACAGAGACCUGUCGGGCUAUAUCAUUGCCUAUUGGACCAACUUUGCCAGAACUGGAAACCCCAACAAAGGAAACCUGAAGGUGCCCGUGACCUGGCCGGCAUUCACCAGCGCUGAUCAGCAGUUCCUGGAAAUCAAUGCUAAGAUGAACGAGAGCUCCACUGGACGGGACAUGAGACAACAUUUUGUGCGCCUUUGGACCAGCACGCUUCCCAGCCUUGCAUCACAUGCUGUUGCUGAUGCUCAGUGAUGAAUUAAUUAAUACAAAU
This is a messenger RNA of Anoplopoma fimbria (sablefish), 1723 nucleotides long. RefSeq names its product bile salt-activated lipase-like. Gene Ontology annotation, biological process: chemical synaptic transmission; modulation of chemical synaptic transmission; postsynaptic membrane assembly. Gene Ontology annotation, molecular function: signaling receptor activity; triacylglycerol lipase activity; sterol ester esterase activity. The record is from RefSeq and is a predicted model, not a curated record. Bases 28 to 1704 code for a protein of 558 amino acids. The transcript has 11 exons. NCBI's taxonomy places the organism in Eukaryota, Metazoa, Chordata, Actinopteri, Perciformes, Anoplopomatidae. Gene Ontology annotation, cellular component: postsynaptic specialization membrane; cell surface; synapse.